CGCUCACAUCAAAAUACCCCUGGCAUUUGUGCAUAGAGUACUGGAAGGCGUCUCCCCCCUCUCUCUCUCUGCUGCUCAUUCUCCUGUUCAGAAGGGGUUCAUUUCGUCUUUCUGUUCAUGGGAUUCUAGCGUGUGCAGGAUCUUGCCCCUUCUCUUCUUGAGUCAUUUUUCUCGCUGGCAUAGAUAGGAAUCUUGUCCUGCUUGGUCCUUCUCCAGUUACGAAGCUUCGGUUCCCGCUAGUUUGUUUCUUCCCAGGGGUAGGAGGUUUUGACUAGCACAAAUGCUGGUGUCUGGGCAAAAAGGUCGACUGCUCGUUCUGUGCACAUGUUUUGUGAUUCUUUCGCUUCUUACAGUGCCGUCCAAUGGCUCGUCAAAUUCCACGGAAGAUCUCAAUCAAAACCACAACAAGACCGGGCAUCCUCUUCAGCUGACGCCCAAAGCAGCAUUUCAGCUCAAGCUACACGCGCUGUUCCACUGGUCCUCUUUUGGUUUCCUGAUGCCUGUAGGGAUACUGCUGGUCAGGAUGUCAAGCAAGUCGAAAAGCGGAAGAUGCGUCAGAGUCCUCUUCUAUUGCCAUGUCAUUUCUCAGAUCGCAGCUGUGCUUCUUGCUGCAAGCGGUGCCGCUCUGUCUUUGAUGCACUUUGAGAACUCCUUCAGUAAUACUCACCAGAGAGUGGGAUUGGCAUUGUAUGUAUUCAUGUGUCUUCAGCCAAUCAUUGGUUUCUUCAGACCAGAAAGAGGUGCCAAGGUAAGAAGUCUGUGGUUCUUCGUCCAUUGGCUUCUCGGCAUCGCAGUUUGCGCCACUGGAAUCGCAAAUGUCUACACUGGCCUCCGCACGUACCAUGAGAGAACCACCAAGAGCGUCAGCGUUUGGACCGGCCUCCUUACCGUUGAGGUCACCUUCCUAGCUUUUUUCUAUCUCUUGAUAGAUAGAUGGAGCUACAUGAUCAAACAAGGACAUCUCCCUGUCGAGCAGCUAAAACCCAAUGAUAAUCACAGGACCUAUCCAACUACUCUUCGGAAAGAGCUGGCUAUGGUACAAGAGUGAGGUCUCCAAAUAAAGAACGUGGUGUGGUGGAAGCACUGUUGUGAAUCUGUAAAGGGGAGAAGGCAAUGCUGCAAAAUGGUUUUGGUUUGAUUGGUGUGUUCCUUCAAAAAGAUUGUACAGUUUUUACACUUCUUUUGAGAUUGCAGAGAAUUGGACUUGGAGCUCUGGUGUUGUAUCUUCUGAUCUGAAUUUGGAUCUUGUUUCAUGACACCAUUUCUACUGUUUGUGGGAAGCAGACAGAUGCAGCAUUACAUUUCUUGAGGGAAAGAAUAAUCAGAAGUUCCAGAAUUGUGGUUGAUGAAUAUCUGCUUCUUUGCGCAAGCAUUUUUUGAGGCUUGUAGCAUAUGCAA
Messenger RNA from Lolium rigidum, 1398 nucleotides. Its product is annotated as cytochrome b561 domain-containing protein At4g18260-like. Lineage: Eukaryota; Viridiplantae; Streptophyta; Magnoliopsida; Poales; Poaceae. The transcript has 4 exons. Gene Ontology annotation, molecular function: transmembrane monodehydroascorbate reductase activity. Bases 281 to 1048 code for a protein of 255 amino acids. The record is from RefSeq and is a predicted model, not a curated record.